UGAGCGCUGCGCUCAACAUGGCAGACAGGGAAAACAGGCGCUAACUGUCCUUCGUUGUUAAACCAAGCUGAAUAAUUUGUCACCGAGUAAUGAAAAUGUUGUAAUUUAGGCAGGUCUGAGAUCUGCAGGGGAAAAUGCUGUGUCUCCGGCUGCGCCUGUGGCUUCAGCCUGGGACUCAAGUUUGCGCGCAGGUUUCCCGGCAGAGCGUCCACAAACUGGCCUCCAUCCAGAAAGCCACAAAACUUUACCCACAGAAAAUCCAAAGCUUACUUUACCCCUUCAGUCAGCUGGAAACAUACCUGGACAGGUCUGUGGACAGGACACAGUUCCAGCUCUUUCAUCCCAGUGUGGACGACAUGAUCAAAGCAGAAAAGCUCUUCUCCUCUUCACCGUCUCAUAAGAUUGAUUACUACAUCUCUGCAGAGAGGAUGGACCAUGUACCCGCACUGCAACAGCCAGAGGUGUGUUUCAUCGGCAGAAGCAACGUGGGCAAGUCGUCUCUCAUCAAAGCUCUGUUCUCCCUGACUCCUGAGGUCGAAGUCAGAGUCUCCAAAACUCCAGGCCACACAAAGAAGAUGAACUUCUUCAGGGUGGGCAAAGCCUUCACCCUGGUGGACAUGCCAGGCUAUGGACACAAAGCACCCAAAGACUUUGUGGAGAUGGUGGAGCCCUACCUUUACACAAGGAAAAAUCUUGUAAGGACAUUCCUGCUGGUUGAUGGCAGCGUUGGUCUUCAGAAGGCCGACCUGAUCGCCCUGGAAAUGUGUGAGGACAUCAGACGUCCGUAUGUGAUGGUGGUGACCAAGAUUGACAAGUGUGGGCCCGGAACACUUCUGACAAACUUACUGAAUCUUCAGGGUGUGGUUAAAACCCACACCACAUGCUGCUUCCCCCAGCCGUUUCUAGUCAGCUCGCUCCAGUUUUGGGGCAUCUACCUCCUGAGAUGCUUCAUUACCCAUCUGACAGGGAGCAUCAGGUUAACAAACACCUCUCAGAGCUGACAAGAGGCCGGAUUGGUCUCAGUGACUGAGGUAUGGACACCUCCUCUCUAAUCUCUGACAGCUACUUGGUGCUGACAUGUGGGGCUGAUAACGGGGGGGUGUGGGAUGGAGGGGGUUACUUGUCUACAUGCAGCUAGAUAAUAUCUGAAGAUGUUUUAUUUUUGAAUAAAAUGAAAAAUCCACUCUUUUUGGUUUGACUAGUUAUGAGUUUUUCAACAUGUCAGUCCAAAACCACGGGCACUAAUCCACUGUUCUGGGAGGGCUGUCCACCAGAUUUUGAAAUCUGGUAGUAGAGGUUUGUUCCCAUUUCACCUCAAGAGUAUUACUGUUGUCUGGUAGUAAAAUAUGUUGACUGAUGUCACAAAAUGUGAAACUACAGCUGCGAGUAAGCGUUAAGACCUGGCUAACUGUUGACCUUCCAGUUCAGUUAAGUUCUCUCACCCCAAAUCAUCAUUGCAUUUUGUUGCUUUAUGAUUUCCCUGAAUGGGAUCUAAGAAGCCUGGGCCAAACCAUGAAAACCAGCCCAAGACCAGAAGUCCCCAGCAUACAUGGACAGGGACAAUGGCUGUAUCUACAGUAUGUACUUGAGGACAGAUAGUGGAACAUAGUGGCCAGAGUCUGCUUGAAGCAGGCUGCUUAGGAAAAAGCUUUACAAUUGUAAUAUAAAGGUAGUGUAUAUAGUUUAUAUAGAGUGUGUAGGGCUUUGGGUCUCUUCAUGUAGGCAUUCAGUGUGUUACAUGUGGCCGUACAUGAGAAGACACAGUACAUAGAAGCAAAUACAAGCUAAUGCUGCUCAAUGUCUGCUGGGUAUGUAAAUUGACAACUGCUUGCUAACGUGUUCCCAAUAACGACUUCAUACAGAGGUUAUAGGUCAGUGGUGUGUUUUCAGGUUGCUGUGCUACACCCAAGUGGCCAAAAAUACAAUUAAUGCAUCUUUAGACUUUUUUCAAUUCAAACAUUUGUGUUUAUAAACGGUAUAAUUCUCAUUCGAGCUCAUGGAAACUGCUGAGACCAGUGAUGGUUAUAUAUCUUCAUUAUGACAGUAAACUUUCAUAUGUGAGUAGUCAGCUGAUCCCUGGUUGAAUAAACAUUUUGAUAAUAGCUACUCAAUAAUAAGCAGUCAGUUAACAUUUUUCACUUAAUGGAUGCAGUAAGAACUCCUUACCUGUGCAUUACAAAUAUUCCUACUGAAAUUAUAGAUUUUAGGUAAAUGCAUACAGGCACUGUGAAUUUGCUGUUACAAUAAUUAAUCAACAAUACAAUAGGUAUUACUUACAAUAGGUUACAAUAUUGACUAUUCACUCACUUGGUUUUUGGCUCCACUCUGAGUUAAACUCUAAAGUCUGUCCCAGGAAAUCAGCAGGUUCAGAAACACUCAGACCAGCAGCAGCAAUCAUGUCACAGUCAAAGCCACUGAGACAUUUUGUCCCCAUUCUGAUGUUUGAUGUGAACAUUGUUUGACACAAAUAUGAAACACUAUGUUUUUAUGUUAUUUGUUUUUUGUUUUUUUGUUCUUUUGUUUUAUUUACCAUGAACCAUUAAAAUAUUCACUUGGUUCAUACAGGUCACAUACUGCUAAAUAGCUGACAGUUGUUGUAACUGAGAUCACAAUUCAAUAAUUAACAAUAGUAAUAGACAACAUUUGGCCUGGGGCAGUUAUCUUUAAAAUUUGACCUGUGUUUUAUCUGUGGAGACCAGAUUUUGAAAACUGACAGUAAACGUUGUACAAUAGCUUAAACCCCAAAGUGGAAAACCUCGGUUUUACAGAAUUCUGCUGAGACUGUUAUAAACUGUUAUAGUUUCUAAAUUUAGUUUGGCAAAUGACUUUUUUUUUCUGCCAGAUUGCACUUCAGAUGGGAAACAUCUAACGUGCAAAGAGGGAUGGAGGUUGAAAACACAGCAGAUCAGCAGACGUGCAGUCAUAAACGUUUUUAUAGAAGCUAGUGAGCAAGGGGUCAAGGUCACAUUCUGAAAAUCACAUUGUAUUUUUUUUCCUAUUAGGUAUCUUGUCACAUAAGAGAAAAAAAAAAGAACUAGCCAGUGCGACAGUUUCCCAAAAGAGUGUCUUAUCACCAUUUCCUUAUGUUACAGUGGAGCAGGAACACAGUGUGAAAUGUGGACCUAUCAGAUUAGAUCGUUAUCUGGUAUCAGAUCACCUAAGAUAACGACCCUGACGUGACGCGACACCAACCUUCACACGCUCAUUCGCGCUUCAGGAGGGGAAAGAUACUUAAAGUUUACUGCGGCCUGAAUGAAGGACAAGUCAGAGGGAGACAAAAAGAUAAAAGCUGUUGGGACAGAUAAAAGACUGAUAAGACUUCCUCUGAAGAUCUACCAACAGCAUUUCACUGUCCCCCUCUACAUCCCACCACUGCACUGAUUAACACAUACAUAAAGAAAGAUGUUAUGAAACAGAAAUGUGAAUCACGUCUCUGUUUCAUAACAGAGUUUAGGUGUGGCCUAUGGUAUCAUUUUAAAAUAUUAAUAUAACUUUCAUUUGACAAUAUCACAAUGUUAGAAUUACUUUUUUUUUUUUUUUUUAAUGUGUCUGCUUCUCCAGUGUGUGAUCUGUGGACGCUGUGGAAAUCUAUACAAUACUUUGUUCCGAACUUCAGUGAAAAUGAAUGGAAUUUUAAAAUGUGUUUUAUCACCUUCAUCUGCUGAAGGAGAGAAGUUUCUCUGCAAAAUUGCUGACAAGUGCUAAAACGUGUGGAGGGGCUCUGCUUAAUGUCUGACACCAAGCCACACACGCUGAAUUAAUUAGGAAGCAAAGUUAAUUAUACACCUAAAUGUUUUCAAAUGAAAACUACAGGUUGAACUUUGUCUGUAAUUCCAGUGUUUUUAGACAGAAAAGACAUGAGGCUUUUCCUGCUUUAUCCACAGUCAACAUGACAGCAAUGCAGACUUCUGAAUAUUUUAGAUCUGAAUGACAUGUUGGAUCAAUAAGAACCAGCAGCUCUUCUUCUCUGUUCUCUCUAAACCCUUGUCAUGUAGCUUCAUGAACCGGUCUUGCUGAGAUGAAUAUUUCUACCCACGCUGACAUCGGAGUUCUCUCAUUCACCGUUCACUUUUCACAUUUUGACUUGUCACACAUUAAUGAUGUCUCCUUUGCAGCGGUUACAAAGGUUAGUAGUUAAACCAUGUUUUGUCCAAAUGUCUGCUGGGGAAAAUAUCUGUUCACCUUUAGUUUUUAUGCUUUUUCCUCACUGACUGUGGCUGUGACAUUUUUUUCCUUAUCCUGUUUAUGUUUGUGUCUUAAAUGUAUGUUUUUUUUUUUCUAUUUUAAGGAUUUCAGUGUUCAUUUUGACACUUCUCAGCACUGGACCAGCACUGUCUUUAUGAGCAAUAGAACCGUAGCCCACCUCAUACUAACUAGUGCCAAAUUAAAUCCAUGUGAAAUCCAACUGCAGUAUCACCUCAUUGAACCAAAACUUAUGAGGCAGAAUCUCAACAAAAUAUUUUAUGACUCAUUAAGUUCGUGCUUAUUGUAGGCUAUAAUGUGUGACUGCAUUAAACUGUACAGAUUUCAUUACUGUUUUUAUUGUGCUCACCCCACUGUGCUGCACGAGUGGGGAACGUCCUAAUGCUCUCUCUCCAUUGUUCAGACUGCAGAUACACCAUUAUUUCACACAGUACGUGCAGAUACAUAGCUUUUAUUUUUGAGUAAAACACAAUGAUCUUAUAUUUUUCUUGGCUGGUUGUCCUUCAACUUUAAAGUUAAGCAUUACUUCCUCCAGAUGGAGACACACAAACUCUUCAGUAACUCUUCAGUGGGACCCUGGGAAGGUAAGAGCAGCCUGGUUGUGUAGCUUCAGAUCGUGUUUUAGUCAUUCUUGCGCACUCUUUGACUCUGGUCAAACUUUAAUACAUCAGAGCCACAGGGAAUGAGCAUAGAUAGAACGUUAUGAUGCACCUGAAUAAACACUUUUUAUCACACUUUUUUAUUGGCACUUGGCAUGCACAGCAUGUAUUCACUCCCAUUUAGACAGGCUUUUUUUUUUUU
Messenger RNA from Toxotes jaculatrix (banded archerfish), 5004 nucleotides. RefSeq names its product GTP binding protein 8 (putative) (gene gtpbp8). The record is from RefSeq and is a predicted model, not a curated record. The coding region runs from base 135 to 1001 and encodes 288 amino acids. The transcript is spliced from 8 exons. Gene Ontology annotation, molecular function: GTP binding. NCBI's taxonomy places the organism in Eukaryota, Metazoa, Chordata, Actinopteri, Toxotidae. Gene Ontology annotation, cellular component: mitochondrion.